Molecule: messenger RNA, 945 nt
Organism: Caenorhabditis briggsae
Lineage: Eukaryota; Metazoa; Nematoda; Chromadorea; Rhabditida; Rhabditidae
Exons: 2
Coding region: 1-945 (314 amino acids)
Source: RefSeq, a predicted model, not a curated record
AUGCCGAGGUGGCGUCAUGCCGUCCUCCUUCUUGCCUUUCUGUCAUCGUCAGCUGGGUUAGACACCUCGAAUUCGACGUCAACCGCCAAAAAAGGAUCUGAUGGACCACACCUGACCACUGACGAUGAAGGAUUCUUAACUGUUAUUCAAGGUUUUGCAACUCAACUUCAGUGUGUUCUAAACACCUGCUCGAAUGAUGUCAUUUGGUAUAAGGAUGGAAAUCAGAUUUCCAAAGGAUCUCAAUUCUUGAACACGACUUCCGAAAAAGCAUACAAGUUCCAACAUUCCAUUGAGGUUGACUAUGAAAAAGGCUGUUCCGGAGAGUGUGAUGAUUCGAAACCAUGUGGAGAAGGGUAUUCUUGUGUGGAUAACCAGUGCUGCUCGUGUAGAAGAGAGGAAUUCACACUGGUUUUACGGAAUCUGACAUUUGAUGAAUCUGGAAGAUACCGCUGUCAGUUGGGAAACAAAUCCGAAUUACUCGAGUUUCAAGUGGAAGUUCUUGAGUCCGGUCUAAAGGGAGGAUUCCAUGAAAAUAUUUCCUACGACCAUUCCGAAUGUUGCCAAGAAAAAGGAAUCUCUCCAUUGUGCCGAGGAAUGUGUAAACCAUCCGAGAUGGAUCAACAUCAUUUCGACCCCACAAGUUGCAAAACUGACGACUACAAACAUUUCCUUUCAUGUGCCACUGAAGGAGGAACUCGUUCCCAUGUUCAUUGCUGCAAAACUCAACUAGUGCCAAGUUUCUGCUAUGAUUUCUGCUCCGGAGACUUCCAGAUGCUUCGUCGUUCUCAUCGUCUCUGCCUCUACUACCUUCCAGAGAUCUUUUCUUGCCUGGAUCGUGCCUACCGUAUGUUAUCGAACGAGAAAGGGGGUUUGUCCUCGGCUCGUGGCGGUGGUGCAGCCGCCCAUCUAUCGGCAUUCAUGAUUGACAAACCUGUCCGUGGAUAG